AUGAAAGACCUUGGAAAAACCAAAUAUUGUCUUGGUUUACAAAUUGAACAUAUGAGCAAUGGAAUACUUGUGCAUCAAACGAAUUAUACCGAAAAGCUGUUGAAACGUUUCAAUAUAGACAAGGCAAAUCCUUUAAGCACUCCAAUGGUCGUAAGAUCACUUAAUGUCGAAAAUGAUCCAUUUCAUCCUUGUGAGGACAACGAAGAAGUUCUUGGUCCAGAAGUACCAUACCUCAGUGCAAUUGGAGCACUUAUGUAUCUUACGAAUUGUACGAGACCUGACAUUUCUUUUGCAGUGAAAUUGUUAGCAAGAUUUAGUUCAGCUCCUACUAAAAGGCACUGGAAUGGGAUUAAACAUAUUUUUCGAUAUCUUCGAGGCACUGUUGAUUUAGGCUUGUUUUAUCCUAACGAUUCAAAAGAAGGGUUAGUUGGUUAUGCAGAUGCAGGUUAUUUAUCUGAUCCUCAUAAAGCAAAAUCUCAAACUGGAUAUGUAUUUAUGAACGGAGGAACUGUGAUUUCAUGGCGUUCUCAGAAACAAACACUUGUCGCAACAUCCUAA
Messenger RNA from Helianthus annuus (common sunflower), 558 nucleotides. Its product is annotated as secreted RxLR effector protein 161-like. NCBI's taxonomy places the organism in Eukaryota, Viridiplantae, Streptophyta, Magnoliopsida, Asterales, Asteraceae. The record is from RefSeq and is a predicted model, not a curated record. Bases 1 to 558 code for a protein of 185 amino acids. The transcript has a single exon.